CUUCAACUUCGCGUUCAAUACUCUCUAGGAGGACCUCUUUUUCCAAAAGUCGUCUUCUUGUUGGUCAGCUUGCCUACAAUUUACAGAGCCCAGAACAUGGACGUCACAUUAGACAACACCACCCUGUCGACGCUCUCCCUCCUAGAGGCGCGUCUGCUACGCAUCGAGCAUCUUCUCUACGGCCCGUCCGCCGCUCCUACUUUCUCACAAUCAUCCCGCGAAGACUCCGCAGCCGAGGCCCUAGAGAGUUUAGAACGUCGGUUUUACGCCCUUCUGGGCCGGAUUAAAGUCUAUGGCGAGCUCAUGAAGAUCUACAAGGUGCAUCCGACUCUUUUCCACCCCCCUCCCCCAGACCAACCACCCAUCGACCUACCCGCCGAAGCCAUCCGCGCCACCGUCAUCGCCUCCGCCGCCAGCUUCCCCGCCAUCGCCUCCUCCUUGACAUCAGUCUCCGACUGCCCCGUCCCAGACCCCGCGCAGAGCGCCGCCCUGGCGUCCCUGGCCCCCCGAAUGCGCGGCGUGGAGGCCACGCAACGCGUGCAGGCGGCAGAGAUGGCGGAGCUGCGAGCGCGGAGCGAGGCCGUCAUCCAGAGCUGGUACGAGGACGGCGUGCUGGCCGCUUCGCGAUUCGUUGCCGAUGUGGAGGGACGCGCCGAGAAGGUGGAGCGCCGCAUCAGGAGGGCGGAGAGGGAGAGGGAGAGAGAGGCGGCGGACGGCGCUCUCUGGGAAGAGAAUCGAUCUUGACGAGCAGGCGAGACGGGAAAGACGCUAGCACUUACCGUUGUAAUAAUGGCGGCCGCUCAGACUCCGUUAUGGGGAAGGGGGGGCUCUGGAGACACGGCGGUGGGUUUGGGUGCCUGCAAGCAACGGCGCAACAGAAGCGCAAGAGCGCAAAGCAUUGCUUCGACUACAGAGAGUCUCAUAAGAACCUCUCGUUGGAUUCGGAAAGGCGGCGCCGCCCGAGGAACGUGUGAGUCAGCUGAUCCUAUUCGCACGAUUCCAUCAUGAUAUGCUGACCCAUCUCCGUACGGAGGGGGAGACAAAGAGCGCAGACGAUAUAGAUGAGGUCAAAAAAGGGUUGCGUGGGGAG
Molecule: messenger RNA, 1090 nt
Organism: Sodiomyces alkalinus F11
Lineage: Eukaryota; Fungi; Ascomycota; Sordariomycetes; Glomerellales; Plectosphaerellaceae
Exons: 2
Coding region: 97-744 (215 amino acids)
Source: RefSeq, a predicted model, not a curated record